Molecule: messenger RNA, 888 nt
Organism: Trichoderma atroviride IMI 206040
Lineage: Eukaryota; Fungi; Ascomycota; Sordariomycetes; Hypocreales; Hypocreaceae
Source: RefSeq, a predicted model, not a curated record
GGUCUGAUUGAAGGGAUCAUCCGCGCCUUCCAGCAAGAUCUUCACCUUGUAAUUCGUCCUGAUGAUAUAUGGCUAGCUAUUACGACUCAGCUCAGCUUCUAUAUCAAUGCCCACGCUGAGGAGCUGAGACACCUUUUUGUCACACAUGAAGGCCAGAAACAGCUGAUAGUCGACCUAACGCCACAAACUAUGGAAAACUUGGACAUGGCAUACGCUGCAGUUUUGUUUUCCCAAUUGAUACAAGGAAAUGUGAUCGAUCCAGAGCUUGCAAGCUGGAUGCUCCCGAAUUUUACUACUAGCACUAGCAACGAUGUCAGUGUAGCCGCAAUGGUUAUGAUGGCAACUACAAAAGCAUAUUUCGAAUAUAUUAUUCUAGUGGGCUGUGGCUUUCCAAGCGUUACGCUCCUCGGCGAGAGAGAAGAUUGGGUCAGUCUCCUCGAGAGAUUGCCAAAGCUUGCUGAAUUUGGCGAUGAACCUAAGGAAUGGAGCAAACUACUCAUCAAAGUGGUCGAAAAAAUGAUUGAGACGUAUGAUCAUCCAGACGAUCAGACUAUCAAAGAUUUCUGGAUGAAGGCAGUACACAAAACUGGUGCAGAAGCUUCUGGAAGGGGUUUGAAGUCCUUGUCGGGAUGGAUCACCGCUUUCUGCUUUUGGGAUGGCGAAGGCAGCAAAAUCCAUCAAUUGGUCAUUGAUGAUGUUGCUUUUCCAAUCAUUCGAGCUGACUCGGUGCCAAAAGCUGUGGUCGAGGUACCGGUCAAAGUUGUUGAUACAUCGACAAUGACUGAAUAUGACACCACUGUCAUAGCCGGCUCGAUAGGCAUGAUAGCAACCACAAGUGAAAACCAGGCAGUAUUUGACACUUUUCAGCCACAAUCAGGUUGGUGGAUG